Messenger RNA from Callorhinchus milii (elephant shark), 3201 nucleotides. Its product is annotated as FH2 domain-containing protein 1. The record is from RefSeq and is a predicted model, not a curated record. NCBI's taxonomy places the organism in Eukaryota, Metazoa, Chordata, Chondrichthyes, Chimaeriformes, Callorhinchidae. Bases 1 to 3201 code for a protein of 1066 amino acids. The transcript is spliced from 11 exons.
AUGGACUCUCAAACAUACACAGACUCUCCUCUCAUACUCACCCCUCCUCCGGCCAAGGGCGCCCCCCCCGGUGGAGGCUACGGGAGGCCCCGUGGCUCCCGGCUCAGGAACUUUAACUGGGAGACGCUGCCCCAGGACCGUGUGGUUGGCCGGCAGAACAUCUGGACGGCAUCUUUGGGGGAGAGUGACCGCAGCGCUGUCCACAUCGACACCAGCUCCAUGGAGGAGCUGUUCGGCCGCAGAGAGCAGCCCAAAAACCUGAGCGUCCGCAAGAGCUUCCGUGCCAAAUCCCCCCAGAGAGGGGGGACCAUCGAGGUUUCAAUCCUGGAUUCGAAACGCAGCAUGAAUAUCAGCAUCUUCCUCAAACAAUUUAAAAGGCCGGUGCAGGACAUUCUGGAGGAUAUCAAACAGGGAGCGUCGGCUGCGUAUGGAGCUGAGAAACUAAUUGAGCUCCAAAAACUGCUGCCAGACAAGGAGGAGGUGAAGAAGCUGCGAGGAUUCAGGGGCGACCGGGUGGGGCUCAGCGAGGCAGAGCUAUUCCUGCUGCACUUGGUGGACAUGCCCAGUUACGCGGAGCGGUUGGAAGCGAUGGUGGUGAGGGAGGAAUUCCAGCCACGUUUGAGGUCUCUGCGGUUCUGUCUCCGCACGCUGACUGAGGCGGCUCAUGAGUUGCUGGGCUGUGGGGAGCUGCACACGGUGAUGCGGCUCGUGCUGAAGGCAGGAAACUACAUGAACGAGGGGGGAUAUGCUGGCAGUGCAGUGGGCUUCCGGAUGUCAUCGCUCCUCAAACUGGCUGACACGCGAGCCAACAAACCGGGGAUGAACCUGAUGCACUUUGUGGUGAUGGAGGUGGAGAAAAAUGAUAAAAAGCUGCUGGAAUUUCCCACUAAACUGAAGAACAUCAAAGAGGCCUCGAGGAUGUUCACACAGGAGGUUCACAGUGAGUUGGAGACACUGAAAAGGAAGCUGGAGUCACUGGGGGCGACACUGAGCUGCCAGCCUGACCUGUGGCAGCAGGUGCAGGACUUUGUGCAGGAGGCGGGUACCCAGCUGGCGGAGAUGGGGGGAGCAGUGGCUACGUUCGAGACUGCGAGACGUGCUCUGGCUGAGUUCCUGUGUGAGGAUGAGGAGCGAUUCAAUCUGGAGGAGUGCUGCUCCAUCUUCAACAGCUUCACUCACAGGUUCCUCCGCGCACGGCAGGAAAACGAGGAUCGAGCAGAGCUGGAGAUCAAACGCAAGCGGAGGGAGCGGGAGAGGAGGGAGCAGGAGAAGAAGGAGAAGAGAACCUCUAUCGCCAGUUGCUCACACAGGGAGUGCCCCAUGCAGGCCGCCAGCCUGGAGCUCGCCCUGCUUCGUGACUACAGUAAUGGCCUUGGUCGCAGGAGCCUGAGGCAGGAGAGGUCCACCCAGCCCGGAGCCUUGGGCCGCAGCCACUCACUCAGGCUCAUUCGAGGGGCCGAGGGGCAGAGCGAGGCUGGCUGUGAGCUGCCCAGCAAUGAGGAGGCUAUGCACCUGAGGGCAGUGUCGCGCAGGGUGCUGCGCCUGCAGGAUAGGCCUGGGGCCAGACAGCAAGCCAAGCAGUUGGCAUUUGCCACCUCACGGAUCUCUGAGGAAUCUAGCACAGAAACGAGGAAGAGUUUGGAAAUGGAGGCCACGGAGGGAGAGGGCACUGCUGGUCUGGCUCCUAUCCAAGAUGUGCCCAGACAGGAGGAGCCCAAGCAGGAGGAGCCCGAGCAGGUGGAGCCCAGGCAGGAAGAGCCCAAGCAGGAGGAGCCCAGGCAGGAGGAACCCAGGCAGGAGGAGCCCAGGCAGGAAGAACCCAAGCAGAAGGAGCUCAGGGAGAACCAGAGGCACACAUUCGCCUCGUUCCCCAUAGACUUCACCAAAGGCUCCAACAUGUCUCCACCCGCAGCGCAACUCAGCUGCUCCCCUGGUCCUGAGGACCACUCCCAAGCUGACCUUCCAGAACAUUCUCAGCCAGAUUCGAUAGGGAGCGUGAAGAAAGGGCUGUCUGAUGGGCUGAUUCCUACAGGCGGAGAGGAUUCCCAAACCCCUCCGUCUCCUGGUCUAAAACUGGUCCUCAGUGAGUGCACAUUGGCUGCUCGAGCAACACCUUCCCUGCCCUUCUCCCUGCCCUCCUCCCCGCUUCCUUCCCCACUCAACUCCCCGUCAGGGCUGAAGUCUCUCUUUUUCAUCGGGAAGUCAGAAAGUCAUCCGUCAUCACCAGCCACUAGGAAACCUCGGGCAAAAUCGUUUAAUUUCGACAAGAAACGUUCUUUCUCCUCGGAGGAGCGACCUCCAUCCUCUCCUCGAAAACCCCCCUGUGAGCAAGCAAGCCACUCCUCCCGCUCCCGCCGCACACCUUCUGUCGGCUUCUCUCGCAGUAAAUCCUCAAGCCCGUCACCAGCAUCAUCUUCCCUUCGCUCGGAUGUGUUUGGAGAGCAGCCUUCGCCUCCUCCUCCUCCCACAAAGCCCUCCGAGAUCCCGACUCCCUCGCGUCGCAAACCUUCCCUGAUUAUCAGCUUCUCCAUGGACAAACCUGGCCGCAAGAAGUCCUGCCGGUCUCUGGGUCUCUCUGGAGAUCAGGACUCCUCUCCUGACACCAGGUUCCCGGGAUCAGACCAAACCAGCAGCUCCCCGGAGCAAGACAGCAGGCCCCCCGUGGACUCGCCCUGGUCCCUCACCAGUUUCUUCACCAGGAAACCCAGCAAACCCUCUGUCAGGGUCCAGGGCCUCCAGGGGCAGGCAUCAGGACAAGGGGCUGGCUCUGACUCAGGGGUGGGGCAGGAGGCUGGCUCAGGGGUGGGGCAGGAGGCUGGCUCAGGGGUGGGGCAGGAGGCUGGCUCAGGGGUGGGGCAGGAGGCUGGCUCAGGGGUGGGGCAGGAGGCUGGCUCAGGGGUGGGGCAGGAGGCUGGCUCAGGAGCUGGACAGAGGCCAGGACAAAUGGCUGGAUCCGGGACAGGGCAAGGACCUGGCUCGGGGACAGGGCAAGGGGCUGGCUCGGGGGCAGGGCAAGGACCUGGCUCGGGGACAGGGCAAGGGGCUGACUCGGGGGCAGAGCAAGGGGCUGGCUCGGGGGCAGGGCAAGGGGCUGGCUCGGGGGCAGGGCAGGGGAUGAGCUCGAGGGGGGGUUUCCUGGCCACACUUUUCAAACGCUUCAGUAAAGUGAGCAAAGGGAGCAGGGAGCAGCCACAGGCUUAG